Culex pipiens pallens (northern house mosquito) is the source of this 6352-nucleotide messenger RNA. RefSeq names its product coronin-7-like. NCBI's taxonomy places the organism in Eukaryota, Metazoa, Arthropoda, Insecta, Diptera, Culicidae. Gene Ontology annotation, molecular function: protein binding. The coding region runs from base 729 to 4541 and encodes 1270 amino acids. The record is from RefSeq and is a predicted model, not a curated record. The transcript is spliced from 10 exons.
CCCUCUCUCAACUGGCCAUUCAAACCCAUCUUAUGUUACUACCCUGCUCAUCGCAACCCCCAAACUCAAUCAAUCGACACACAAACAAAACCCGCUGGUGCGUACGCGUGUGCGUAUAUUUAUGUUUUGGGGCGUGAAUGCCGAGUCCGGUCACCGCGCGCCGGUACCAAGACACACCAACAUCCUUUUAUGCUGUUCAUGUAUAUUAUUUUCCUUUUUAUUUUUUGCACUGUAGCAUGUUCUCUACCCUGAACCUCGAGUUCAGUGAGAGAGAGUUGGACUCUUUUUAUGCUGCGCUGCGCCGCGCCUGCACCAACACAUAUACUUCAGGCGUAUUCGCGCGGCUUGUUCUGGACUCACGGAGCCAGAGCCAGGCAGUACUUCUUUACUCUCCGACCAAUGUAGACAACACUGCCGCCGCCGUCGUCGUUGUCGCGCUCAGUGUGUACUUUAAAGUUGAGGAAAAGAGGGGAACCAGAGAGGACAUUAUUGCUGGCGAAAAGCGCAAGAAUUAUCGAGGAAGAAUUAGCCAAGACGCGAGCGCGCGAGUUCGAAAGGGUGUUCCAAAGUGCAAGCAGCAGAUCUUCGCAAGAGUCUAGCCUAGCAGCAGCAACAGCAGUUCGUUCAUAAAGUUGGAAUAUCGUGAAAUCAAUCCGCUUCCCAACUAGCACUCAUCUACCGGCAGCAGCAGCCCACCCCGUAGCACACGCGGGCAACGCGACAGCAGCAUGGCAUGGCGAUUUAAGGCAUCCAAGUACAAGAACGCCGCCCCGAUCGUACCGAAGCCGGAAGUAUGCAUCCGCGACAUCUGCGUCGGCUCGUACCAGACGUACGGGAACAACAUCGCCGCUUCCGCUGCCUUCAUCGCGUUCAACUGGGAGCACGCGGGCUCGAGCCUGGCCGUCCUGCCGAUCGAUGACUGCGGCCGGAAGAGCAAAACGAUGCCGCUGUUGCACGCCCACUCGGACACGGUGACCUAUCUGGACUUUUCACCGUUUCACGACGGGUUGCUGGCGACGGGGUCGCAGGACUGCCUGGUCAAGGUGUGGCACAUUCCGGAGAAGGGGCUGGAGAGUUCGAUCUCGAAUCCGGAGUGUUCGUUCUCGACGAAGCAGCGGCGGGUUGAGACGGUCGGGUUCCAUCCGACGGCGGACUGUCUGCUGUGGUCAACGGCGAUGGGCUGCGUCAGUUUGUGGGACUUGACGAGUCAGCAGGAGUCCUUUUCGAACAAUGAACAUCCGGAGGUGAUUCAGUCGUUGAGUUGGAAGGGCGACGGGAAGUUGUGCGCGACCAGCUGUAAGGACAAGAUGGUGCGGAUUUUGGAUCCGAGGGCGGAGUCGCCGAUCUCGCUGGUCGCCGAAAGUCACCAGAGCAUCAAGGACUCGCGGGUUGUUUGGCUGGGCGAUCAGAACCGGGUGCUGACGACUGGGUUCGAUGCGGCACGGUUGCGGCAGGUGAUCAUCCGGGAUCUGCGGAACUUUGCCGUGACGGAGAAGACGCUGGAGCUGGACUGCUCGACGGGGAUUCUGAUGCCAUUGUUUGAUCCGGACACGAACAUGUUGUUCCUGGCCGGGAAGGGGGACACCACGAUCAGUUACCUGGAGGUGACGGACAAGGAUCCGUACCUGAUCGAGGGCAUCCGACACUCGGGAGAGCAGACCAAGGGUGCGUGCCUGGUGCCGAAACGGGCGCUGCGGGUCAUGGAGGGCGAGGUGAACCGGAUUAUGCAGCUGACGUCCAACUCUGUGAUACCGAUCAUGUAUCAGGUGCCGAGGAAGACCUACCGGGACUUCCACAGCGAUCUGUACCCGGAGACCAACGGGUUCAAAACCGAGCUGACCGCCACCCAGUGGCUCAACGGAGUUAACAUGGCCGUUCCAAAGAUUAGUCUAGACCCGGCGAAGCGCGAACUCGGCGAACAGCCCAUCAUUAUUCUAAGAGGUAACCUAACCGAAGUGGUCAAGAACAUUGCCAACAAGUCGAAGAACGCGUCGACAACCAACAACUGCACGGCGGCCAAGAUCGACCGCGAGUCGGCGGUGGCGGCCACGACGAUCGUCAAGCCGACCUUCGUCCCGAUCAAGGACAAGAUCAAGCAGAUGGAGCAGCAGUCGCACAGCGAAAAGAGCGAGUUCGAGCAGCGCUUCAAGGAGGUCACCACCAAGACCACCACGAACGCGGAGUUGAUUCAGGACGUGGCGGAAGCCAACGGGAACCAUCCGGAGGAGGAGCUGGGAGAUGAUCGUCGCGACAGCAUCGAGGAGUCCGAUCAACCGGGCGAGAUCACUCCGCCCAAGCCGAUGCCGCGGACUUCACGGAACAACUCCGUGUCCGAGCAGCUAUCGGGAGCUGCUGGAGAUGAGCCUGUUGUGGCGGCUCCGAGGCCGGUGGCCCGUCCCAGGACUACCGCUACCGGAUACAAGCCCCGCCUCGGUCCGAAGCCGUUCAGCAGUACCGGCUCCUCGGCGGAGUUCUCCUUCGACAAGGUGUUCAACGUGCCGCAAGCUCCCGGCUCCGAGAAUGGCGAAUCCCAGCGGGACUCCAACGAGAACAGUCUCGCGUCGAACGGGAGCGUUGAUGAGCCAACGUCCCACGAGAACGGUAACGGUAAGGUAGAUGGGGAGGCGGCUUCGGCUGAAGAUCUGCCCGAGGAGGUUCCGCUGCGAGCGAAAGAGACGGAAGAGGAGGACAAACCGAGGAUCAUCUCGACCGCCGAGCGGAGAAAGUCGGGCGAUCGCGAAAAGAUCUUCGAGUCGAAGGCGUCCACCGAGUCAGAGGAUCAGUUCGAUGCGGCGCUGGACGACGUGUCGAACCAGUUUGAACGGUUGAGCGGCCAGCGGACGAGCAUCGCCGAGCGACGUCGCAUGUAUGAGAGUCGAUCGCAGAGCGUUCAGGAGGAGAAGCCCGCUUCACCGGUACCGUUGCGUCGCCGCGAGUCACUCAAGGUUCGUGGCGAGCAGAAGCCGACCGAUGAGGAGGCGAUGCCUCCACCGGCGAGCGUCGAGUUCACCCGGAAUCGGAGCGAUCUGUCCAAGGAGAACCUGCCGGCGGACAUCAACAAGCGGAACAACAGCAAUAACGCGUCCAACACGGCGUCGAAGCGGACGUCGACGGUGUUUGGGCGGGUGUCCAAGUUCCGGCACUUGAAGGGAACCCCCGGUCACAAGUCGACUCACAUCGAGAACAUCCGGAACCUCAGCAGGCAGAUCCCUGGCGAGUGUGACGGGUUCCAGGCGAAUCCGGAGCGAGUAGCGGUUCCAAUCUCCGGAGCCGGCGGCAAGAUCGCGAUCUUCGAGCUCAGCAAGCCGGGUCGUCUCCCGGACGGAGUGAUCCCAUCGCUCGUCAACGGUAACAACAUCAUGGACUUCCAGUGGGACCCCUUCGAUAACAAGCGGUUGGCCGUCGCUUGCGACGACGGAACUGUCAAAAUCUGGGCCAUCCCGGAGGGUGGUCUGACGGAACCGACCAACGAGCCGGAGAAGGAGCUGGUCGCGCACUCGGACAAGAUCUACAUCAUCCGGUACCAUCCGCUGGCGAAGAACGUCUUCCUGACCGCCAGCUACGACAUGACGCUCAAGAUCUGGGACCUGGACACGCUGACGGAGAAGUACUGCCUGCGCGGGCAUACCGAUCAGAUCUUCAGCUUCGCGUGGAGUCCGUGCGGGGCGUACGGUGCGACGGUAUCGAAGGAUGGGAAGAUCCGGGUGUACAAUCCGCGCAAGUCGGAGAACCCGAUCCGGGAGGGACCGGGACCGGUGGGAACGCGCGGUGCUCGGCUGGUGUGGGCGAUUGAGGGGGAGUACAUCGUGGUGACUGGAUUUGACAAAGUCUCCGAGCGGCAGAUCUACGUGUACAAGGCCACCGACCUGAGCGCCCACCUCGGCAUGGUCGGCCUGGACGUCUCCCCAGCGAUCCUCAUUCCGUUCUACGACGAGGACAGCUCGACGAUCUUCGCCACCGGCAAGGGCGACUCCACCAUCUACUGCUACGAGAUCACCGAGGAGUCCCCCUUCAUCUGUCCCCUGUCCCAUCACAAGUGUUCCUCGCUGACCCAGGGUCUCAGCUUUCUGCCCAAGAACCAGUGCGACGUGGCCUCCGUCGAGUUCGCCAAGGCCCAACGCCUCACCAAUGGCACAGUGGAACCGCUCAGCUUUGCCGUACCGCGCAUCAAGAGUGAACUCUUCCAGGACGACCUCUUUCCGCCCACCAAGGUCCUGUGGGAACCGACGCUCACCGCCAGCGAGUGGCUCUCCGGCAGCAACAAACCCGCCGCGAGGAUCAGCCUGCAGCCGGAAGGGAUGGACACAUUGUCGUCGAUCCAACCGGCGGUGACGACUCCGACGCCGGCCAAGAAGAGCGACUCGACCAACAUCAACCAGCUCAUCGGCCAGCAGACGCAGUUCAACAAGGCCUGGAGUGCGGACCUGGUGCGGUCCAAGCAGGACGAGAUUAAAAACUCCGUCAGCGCACGCAUGCCGAUCAACCGCAAGCUGGAGCAGGACGACAUGGAGGGCGUAGACGAGAAGGAGUGGGAGGAGUAAAUCCACCCAAAAUGAACCCGACAGUGGAAAAAAAGCAAAUAUAUUUAAACAAUCGCCAACAAAACAAACAAAAACGCAUCUUUCUAUCGCAUCCAAAUGCAUCCAACAUACAUCAGUGGUUAGCGCGCCCCUCCUCUUUAUAAUCACAACACAGCAAACAAAUAAAGACGAGAAAAAUGACAGUUUUAUAAGAAGAAACAAAUAUCGUAGCACUGCAGUAGAACUCAUCAACCGUAAAAAAAAUCGCAGAGACUGUUGAGACAACAAAAGUGACAAAUCCAACCAACUGCCAAUCUCCAUGACGAUGAUGAUCGGAACCAGAUUUUUCCACCCGUUUUUUCACACGAUAUAUACAAACACAGCAAACACUCAACAUUUUCCAAGUUUUGUACCACAUAAUCUCUCUAACCGUAGGAUGUUUCACGAGCGACCAACUUGUUGCACCUUGCAACAACUGUGCAACAUGUUUGAGGUUGAGUUACACCGAAAAAAAAGAACUGAUCCAUUUCCCGUUUGCGGGAUUUUCUUUCUUUUGUCAACGGUUCUCUCUCUCUUUAUUUCCACGCGUGGUGACGUAUUUGCAGCAGAGAUUCAGCACUUUGGUGAAGCUUUGAAGAACGAAAAAAAAAAUCGUGUGUGAAUGUGCUUGCUCUCUGUGUCUUUCUCUUUUGAAUCAUCCGAGAAGGCCAAAAUUCACAUAAGAAGCUAGUCAAAUGAAAAUGCUCAAACCAAUCGUAAACUCUAAUGAUAUUUUGAUAAAAUGAUGAUGCUUUAGCGCAUAAUAUGUUGCUGUACGUGUAGGAUUCUAGGCUAAUGUGAAGGUAAUCGGGAAGCAGUCGGAACGGCACAAAUUCUUGUAUUGUUGAAAUCAGCUACCAAGGAGAUGAGAAAUGACAAACGAUAAUUUGGAAGUGUAUAAGAUUCGGGGCAAAAGUGGCGCAAAAUUGAUAAAAAACAAAAUUUGUAAUAUAUAGCAAUUCGGUUGAUUUGAUAUAGACUUGUAAGCGUAGCCAAUUUUGCUACAUUAUUUAUUUUUCUGCAAAACACACUCCGUGAAGUAAUUGUGAUGAGACUUCUUAUUUAAAUUGUAAGAUUCGAAUUGUGCAUUGUUUAUGUUUUACCGAGUACAGAUAGUUUUAUGUGUGCCAUUGCUAAAUCCCUUUUUUCGUGCUUGCAGUUUUAAAACCCCGAACGAUGCUGUUACUAGUGCAUGAUUUCAUCCAACUGAUUUCAUAUUUUCUGCUAACCAUUAAAGAUUUAUACACGCUAUCAUAUCUCGUUCACAAUUGCAUUAUUACGCAUCAAUAGAUAAUCUUAAUCGCAUAAAAUUAACAAGCAAAAAAAUCGAUUAUUUACAAGAUAAACAUAAACACACAGCUUAUAUUGAAACGUGAUUCCUUUCGUAUGAACAUUACUGUAUUUGUAACAAGUAUUGUACAAUUAUUGGAACAUUAUUAUUACAAACAAACAAAAAAAACACACACACACACACACUACUAGAAGCAACACGUGGAGAGAAACUCUACAAUAUCCCAAAAAUCAAGUUUUCCCCCUUUUCCAGCGAAUAACAUCCACUAUACUUUACGAAUUCACUAAAUGAAGACUUGAACUGCGAAAUGCGAACCGACGAAGAUGUUGUUUGCAUUGAGUAUUUAGUAAAACGAGACGUAGCAGUCCACACUCACAUCAUCAGCAUUUUAUACAACAACAAUAUGAACAAACAAAAAAAAACAAUAAAAAUAUAUACUGUAUCUUAUGUACUUUGCUUGAAUGCAAAAUUAUGAUGAAAGAAAUAUACAAUUAGUAAUAAA